Molecule: messenger RNA, 444 nt
Organism: Perkinsus marinus ATCC 50983
Lineage: Eukaryota; Perkinsozoa; Perkinsida; Perkinsidae
Exons: 5
Coding region: 1-444 (147 amino acids)
Source: RefSeq, a predicted model, not a curated record
AUGAUCAAUGGCUCCAGCAUGGGCCUAUACACUCUUGAUAUCGUCUAUGAAGACCUCCCAGUGGUGGGAAUCACAUCUGCUAAGGCGAGUGGGGAGAAUGGCGCCUCGAGUCCUCAGCGAUCUCGAGCACGACAAGGGCGAGCGACUCGGAAGGCUAACAAGUUGUUGUCGUCGUAUUGUGUUGGAGAUCUGUUCGAAAGCGACGCGGAUAUCGUACAGAUGCGUAAGGUCUUCACUGAAGAGUUUUUUGACAAGUUCCGAAUGGCACUAAGGAACUAUGAGUCGGGCGAGUGGGAGGUGGCGUACUCUAUGUUCAACAUUACCGAGCAGAUGCUUGCCUCGGAAGGGUAUGUUGACGGGCCUAGUGCCUCAUUGAAGAGGUACAUGAAGCGGUAUGAUAAGAAGGCCCCUGCUACGUGGAGUGGUGCUAGGGAGCUUCCAUGA